This is a messenger RNA of Alternaria alternata, 1766 nucleotides long. Its product is annotated as NAD(P)-binding protein. The record is from RefSeq and is a predicted model, not a curated record. The transcript has a single exon. Gene Ontology annotation, molecular function: nucleotide binding. Lineage: Eukaryota; Fungi; Ascomycota; Dothideomycetes; Pleosporales; Pleosporaceae. Bases 293 to 1594 code for a protein of 433 amino acids.
GUCGCCCCUGCUUCACUUUCCCCAUGGGGGCGGAUCCUGUGGGGCCUCUUCUCGAAACAUUGGUUCACCAACCGGCUAUAGUGGCGGCAAAAGGCAGGAUCGACAUCGCGAUAUCGCGUGGUGCAACGUUCGGGGUGAGAUGCGCCGAAUUCGACGGCCUAGCCGGGGUAGCGAUACACCGAUGCGUCGUCGUGGGAAGCUUCCUAAGAGGUUAAGAGGUGGCUGCAGAACAAAGUCUUGACCUACCGUACGCUUGGUUUAACGUUCAUUCUCAUAUCUUUUAUUGGCAAAAAUGACGGGGGGGAACAAACAAAAGAGAUAUGCUCUGAUUGGCACAGGGGGUCGUUCGUCCUUCUUCUACACAGCGAUAGCGACGACCUACAAAGAGACCUCUGUUGUUGUAGCGCUAUGCGACACCAACCAGACACGACUGGACUUUGCGAACUCACAGCUGGAAUCUCUCGGCCAUGCCAAGGUUCCCACUUUCAAAGCGUCGGAUUUCGACCGAAUGAUUCGAGACACGAAGCCAGAUGAGGUCAUCGUAACAACCAUCGAUCGCACACACAACAUCUACAUUGUUCGCGCGCUGGAACUAGGUUGCAAUGUUGUAACGGAGAAACCCAUGACUAUUGACGCACCACGGUGUCGUGAGAUCUUCGAUGCUGUUGAGCGAACGGGCAAGAAAGUACGCGUUACGUUCAACUACCGCUACGCACCGCACAACACAAAGGUCUGGGAACUUCUUCGUUCUGGCGCAAUUGGAAGGGUGACGAGCAUACACUUCGAAUGGAUGCUCAACACGUCACAUGGCGCAGACUACUUCCGCCGCUGGCACCGGGAUAAGCGUAAUAGCGGUGGGCUACUCGUCCACAAAUCAACCCAUCACUUCGACCUCGUCAAUUUCUGGUUAUCCUCGCGUCCGGAAACUGUGUACGCGCAGGGAAAUCUGAACUUCUACGGGCGAGAGAACGCUGAGAAGCGAGGCGUUCAAGACUUCUACACAAGAGCCCAUGGCAGUGAGGUGGCGAAGAAAGAUCCAUUCGCACUGCACAUGGACCAAAAUGAGAAGCUGAAGAAGAUGUACCUCGAUGCCGAGCACGAAGACGCAUACUAUCGCGAUCAAAGCGUCUUCGGCGACGGCAUAAGCAUAGAAGAUACAAUGAACCUCCUGGUAAAGUAUGAGAACGGUGCGGUACUCACUUACUCCCUGACUGCAUACGCACCAUGGGAAGGCUUCCGCGUGUCGUUCAACGGCACUGGGGGCCGUGUGGAAAUGGAAGUCGUCGAGAACAGCUACGUGAACAGCGGAGGAGACCAAUCGCUCGAGGGAUCACUCGAAAAGCGAUCGAUCACACUCAGAAAGCUGUUUGAGAAGCCCGAGGACAUAGAGAUCCCUGAUUCUGUUGGGGCGCAUGGCGGAGGCGACGAGGUCCUGCUAGCAGAUUUGUUUGGUGAGCAAGGUGCGGAGAUCGACCAGGAUAUGAGGGCUGCUAGUCACGUUGACGGUGCGCUUUCAAUUCUUACGGGUAUCUGUGGAAAUAAGUCAAUGGCUACUGGACAGGUUGUUAAAGUUAGCGACGUGUUCGUGGUGUAACUGGGUAUGGCGUGUCGGUCGUAGUAGGAUAAUGAACCAUCGAAUUUCUCGGUAUGCACGCAACGAUACGAUGUGGUAUCUAGUGUUUCCGCAUCUCAAUAAAAGAUCACGGUGGCUGGUAGUGAGUAGUGACUUCGUACAAGUAAGCGUCAUCGUGUGGGGCGAACCGCGG